This is a messenger RNA of Neolamprologus brichardi, 1394 nucleotides long. The record is from RefSeq and is a predicted model, not a curated record. NCBI's taxonomy places the organism in Eukaryota, Metazoa, Chordata, Actinopteri, Cichliformes, Cichlidae.
UUCAUGAUUUAUGUGCAGGAAAAUGAGAAGUCCCCGACUGUGAACAAAAAAACAAAGGAUGCCUCGUCUGACAAUAUCAAAGCAGACGGGCUGGCCUACUCUGCUUUGCUGAAGAAUGAGCUGCUGGGAGCAGGAAUAGAAAAGAUCCAGGAUCCCCAGACGGAGGACAGACGUCUGCAAUCGUCCCCGCCCGAGAAGAGGAGUCUCUUCUCUUACUCGCUCAACACCAAAAGCUUGUCAUCAGAAGACGGCACCAACAUCUCUCCCUACUCGUUAUCACCCGUCAGCAAUAAAAGUCAGAAGUUGUUGCGUUCACCAAGGAAGCCGACUCGCAAGAUCUCCAAGAUUCCCUUUAAAGUCCUGGAUGCUCCAGAGCUGCAGGAUGACUUUUAUCUCAACCUGGUGGACUGGUCGGCUCUCAAUAUGCUCAGUGUGGGGCUGGGCACGUGUGUUUACCUGUGGAGCGCAUGCACCAGCCAGGUGACCAGACUGUGCGAUUUGUCAGUAGAGGGCGACUCUGUCACAUCGGUCGGAUGGUCUGAAAGGGGGAACCUUGUAGCCGUGGGAACUCACAAAGGCUAUGUUCAGAUCUGGGAUGCUGCUGCUGGCAAAAAGCUUUUUGCCUUGGAGGGCCACACAGCCAGAGUCGGAGCUCUGGCUUGGAACGCCGACCAGUUGUCUUCGGGAAGCCGAGAUCGUAUGAUCCUCCAGCGAGACGCGCGGACGCCUCCGCUGCAGUCAGAGAGGCGCCUGCAGGGACACAGACAGGAAGUGUGCGGUUUGAAGUGGAGCACUGACCACCAGCUGCUCGCCUCUGGCGGCAAUGACAACAAGCUGUUGGUGUGGAACCACUCGUCGCUCAGUCCCGUGCAGACGUACACCGAUCACCUGGCUGCAGUUAAAGCCAUCGCCUGGUCCCCCCAUCAGCAUGGCCUGCUGGCCUCGGGUGGCGGCACCGCCGACCGCUGCAUUCGAUUUUGGAAUACCCUGACAUCGCAGCCGCUGCAGUGCAUGGACACCGGCUCUCAGGUCUGCAACCUGGCCUGGUCCAAACAUGCUAAUGAGCUGGUGAGCACCCACGGAUACUCUCAGAAUCAAAUCUUGGUGUGGAAAUAUCCAGCUCUCACUCAGGUGGCCAAGCUGACAGGACACUCCUACCGAGUGCUCUACCUGGCCAUGUCUCCAGACGGCGAGGCGAUUGUGACGGGAGCUGGAGACGAGACUUUACGCUUCUGGAACGUUUUCAAUAAAACGCGCUCGACAAAGGAAUCUGUAUCAGUUUUAAAUCUCUUCAAGAGGAUACGGUGACUUUAAGCACCUUUUUUAAAAGAAAUAAAAUCCUGCCAUCAUCGGCGGAUAGCUCAGCCGCCUGGUGCUAAAGACAUGAAGUACAA